UACAAGGUGAAUAUGAGCUGGCACCAAGGGAAAUAAAACAAUGAGUUGGCUGGCACAAUGGCUGUGUACUACUUCUAGAUCCAGCAAAGGGCCAGGAAGUUCCAAACCCAUCUCUGGCCUGUGUCUCUGGUGUUACCUGCUCCUAAUAUGAGGCUGUUCCUAAACACAGACUAGUCCUCCAUGAGGUCACUUGCUGUGUAUCAGGGUGAGGAGAGACUAUCAUAAAUUGCUGCUGCUGCUGUAUAGACUUUUCUCUUCAUCCUGGGCUUAUGACAACGGACUUUACAGCAAAACUGAAAUACUAGAUGAUCAGACUCUGUCGUUCACAUGGACGUGAUUCGUUUCUGUGAGUUCAUUCUUCUAUUUAGAGAAAGACCCUGCUACCCUCCCUUACGCACUGACACAGUUGCCAAAAUAACCGCUCUUACUAACUGGCAGCUUUAAAAGCCAGCCUGCAGCUGACUUUGAAACAGAAGGUCAGCAAACGGAGCAACAGACUUCAAUUCAGAGCUUUAAUGGGAGCCAUUGACCACAGCAAAAGGCCCUGACUGGAGUGUCUAGAGUGUGCUUUGCACAGGCCAAAAAGUCACUUUCAUACUCUUUGAACCUUUUGUAUAAACCUAUAUAUUUUUCACUCUCUGGAUUUCAAGAUGAAUGUGCAGCCGUGUGCUAGAUGUGGCUAUGGGGUUUACCCUGCUGAGAAGAUUAACUGUAUAGAUCAGACAUGGCACAAAGCCUGUUUUCACUGUGAAAUAUGCAAGAUGAUGUUAACAGUAAACAACUUUGUUAGCCAUGAGAAAAAGCCUUACUGUCAAGCGCAUAAUCCAAAAAACAAUGCAUUCACAAGUGUAUUUGAAUCACCAAUAAAUACGAAUGCCAAAAAGCUGUCAGAAGUGGUAAAUGAGACAAAAUAUCGAGAAGGACAAGAAUACAAAUCAGUCUUUCAAUGGGAUGCAAGAUCCAGAGAAAUUGAAGCUGUCUAUAAAGCCCAACAGCUGGCCACCCAGAAUGCUUACUAUGCUGCCUAUGCGGAAGGAAAAUCAUGGUACUCUGGAACCAUCCCAGAUCCUGAUAUGGUCCAGAUAACACAGGCACAGAAGGCUCUGAGUGAUUUUCAAUAUACAGAAGAAUAUGAGCCACGGAGAGGCAAAGGCAGCUUUCCUGCUAUGAUCACUCCAGGUUAUAAGGUUGCUAAGAGAGCCACCCAGCUAAGCAGUAAUGUAGAAUAUAAGCGGGGACAUGAAGAGAGAGUUUCGAAGUUCACCUCUGUUGUAGACACUCCAGAUAUACUUCAUGCAAAGGUUGCAGGACAGCUUUCAAGUGAUUUGAAAUACACAGAAGACUUUGAAGAACGAAAAGGAAAAGGCAGCUUUCCUGCUAUGAUCACUCCAGCUUACCAGAUAGCCAAGAGAGCAAAUGAAUUAGCCAGUGAUGUAAAAUAUCAUCAAAGAUAUGAAAAAGAGAUCAAGGGAAAAGCCACCCAUACAUUUGGAACAGAUGCUACUAUUGCAAGGGAGCACAUAGAUCAAUAUGGCCAGGAUUAUAUGGAUGAGUUUGAAGAACGCAGAGGGAAAGGAAGCUUUCCUGCUAUGAUCACUCCAGCUUAUCAAAAUGCCAAGAAAGCAAAUGAAUUGGCAAGUGAUAUAAAAUACAAGAAAGAUCUUUCCAAGAUGAAAGGUGCAGCUCACUUUCACUCCCUAACAGCUGAAGACAACUUAGCCCUUAAGCAAGCCCAAAGUGUUAACAAGCUUGUCAGUGAGGUGGAGUAUAAGAAGGAUCUUGAAAACAACAGAGGCUACAGCAUGAACUACUGUGAUACUCCACAAUUCAAGAAUGUGAGCAAGAUCUCAAAAUUCACCAGUGAUCUUAAAUACAAAGAAACCUACCAGAACCAGAUGAAAGGUCAUUAUGUGGGUAUUGGCAUGGACAGGCGAAUGCUACAUGCCAUGAAGGUUGGCAGCUUGGCAAGCAAUAUAGCCUAUAAGUCUGAUUACAAACAUGAUGGUGUUGACUACAAUUACCCAGCUACUCUCACUCCUUCGUAUCAGACAACAAGGAAGUUGGUCCCUUUGAAAGAUGUAAACUACAGGCAAAGCAUAGACAAGCUGAAGUACAGCUCUGUUGCCAGCACUCCACAAAUCGCUCAAGCCAAAAUAAAUGCGCAGCAGCUCAGUGAUCUGAACUACCGAGCCCAGUAUGAGAAGACAAAAACAAACUACACUCUACCUCAGGAUGUACCUCAGUUAGUCAAAGCGAAAGCGAAUGCUGAGUUAUACAGUGAGAUUAAGUACAAAGAAGGCUGGGAGAAGAGUAAGGGCCAGGGUUUUGUAAUGAAACUUGAUUCUCUGCCUCUACUUGCUGCCAAAGCUUCAAGGGAUCUUGCCAGUGAUAUUAAAUAUAAAGAAGAAUAUGAAAAAACAAAAGGAAAAGCAAUUGGAGCCAAAGAUUCGAGACUUUUACACUCUCUGAAGGUGGCCAAGAUGAGUAGUGAGAUUGCCUACAAAAAAGAUUUUGAGGAGAGUAAGACCCAUUUCCAUCUGCCUAUGGAUAUGAUAAACCUGAGACAUGCUAAGAAGGCCCAGGAGCUUGCUAGUGACUUAGAUUAUCGAAAGAGACUGCAUGAAUACACAGUGGUUCCAGAAGACAUGAAGACAAAAUGGGCAAAGAAGGCCUAUGGUCUCCAAAGUGAUCUUCGAUAUAGGUCAGAUCUGAUGUGGAUGAAAGGAGCUGGGUGUAUCACAGAAGGAAGUCUUAAUAUACAACAAGCCAAAAAAGCAGGAGAUUUGGUCAGUGAGAAAAAGUACAGACAGAAGGCUGAUGCUCUGAAGUUCACCAGUGUGGCUGACAGUUCUCAGAUCAAGCAUGCCAAGAAAAGCCAGGAACUGCAAAGUGAUGUUGCCUACAGGUCAGGAAAAGAGCAAUAUCUUCAUCAGUACACCAUCAGCAAAGAUGAUCCCGUCUUUCUGCUGGCCAAAGCAAAUGCUGCCAAUAUCAGUGAGAAACUCUACAAGAGUAGCUGGGAGAAGCAGAAGGAAAAAGGAUUCAUGCUUCAUCUGGAUGCUUUGUCAUUCUUGACAGCUAAGGCAAAGAGGGAUCUGGCAAGUGAUAUUAAAUAUAAGGAAGGUUAUGAGAAGAUGAAGGGUAAGCUGGUUGGAGUAAAGGCUGUGGAGGAAGAUUCACAGAUGGCUCAUUCCCUUCAAAUGUCAAAGUUGCAGAGUGAUCUGGAGUACAGGAAGGGAUUUGAGGACACAAAGAAUCAGUUCCAUGUCUCCAUGGAUAUGGUUAACCUUGUCCAUGCCAAAAAGGCUCAGAAUCUGGCCACAGAUAAAGGGUACAGGACAGCUCUCCAUCACUACACAGCCCUGCCUACUGACAUGAAAGUGGCAUGGGCCAAAUGGGCCUAUGGAUUGCAGAGUGAUAACCGAUACAGAGCAGAUUUGAACUGGAUGAAAGGAGCUGGAUGGAUAGCCACUGGGUCAUUAAAUGUGGAGCAGGCUAAGAAGGCAAGAGAACUCAUUAGUGAGAAGAAGUACCGUCAGCAUCCAUAUGCUUUGAAGUUUACCAGUAUUAAAGACACUCCUGAGAUGAUCCAGGCUAGAAUUAGUUAUAACCAGGCUGUGGAUAGGCUGUACAAGGAGCAUGGAGAGAGUGUUAAGCAUCGGUAUACACCCACAACAGAUCUUCCUGAAAUCCUUCAGGCCAAAUUAAAUGCUAUGAAUAUCAGUGAGAUUCGCUAUAAGGAGUCCUGGCAAAAGAUGAAAGACGGUGGCUAUCAACUGAAACUUGAUGCCAUUCCCUUCCAGGCAGCAAAGGCUUCGGGUGAAAUCAUAAGUGAUCACAAGUAUAAGGAGGCGUUUCAGAAAAUGAAAGGACAGAUGCUUGGCUCACGUGGCCUGGAAGGUGAUAUUCAUAUUGCUCAUUCAGUCCAUGCAGCAUCGUUGCAGAGUGAUGUGAAGUAUAAGCAAGGUUUUGAGGAUACAAAGACUCACUUCCACCUGCCACUGGAUAUGAUAAACUUGGUACAUGCCAAGAAAGCCCAGUCUUUGGUCAGUGAACAAGAAUACAGACAGCUGCUACACCAGUACACUUCUUUGACUGAUGAUGUGAGGUUGCGGUGUGCCAAGAAUGCAUACAAACUACAGAGUGAGAAUUUAUACCGGUCUGACUUGAACUUUAUGCGAGGAGUUGGAUGUAUUACUCCAGGGGCUCUAGAGAUUGAAGGAAAGAAGAAAGCUUCUGAACUCAUCAGCGAGAGUAAAUAUCGUCAGCAGCCACAUUCCUUCAAGUACACAUCGGUGACAGACUCUCCUGGCCUCCUUCAUGCAAAAUUCAGCAAUAUGAUUGCUAAUGAGCGCCUGUAUAAAGCGGCGGGAGAGGACAGUCAACAUCACUAUACACCAACACUGGGUCUGCCUGAGUUUACACGGGCAAGAAUAAAUGCAGCCAACCUCAGUGAUGCAAAAUACAGAGAAUCUUGGCAUAAUCUGCGUGCUCAAGGCUACAAGCUGACAACGGAAGCACUCCCGUUCCAGACUGCCAGGGCCUCCAGAGAAAUUGCCAGUGAUUACCACUAUAAACACAACUUUGUGAUGGAGAGGGGAAAGCACAUUGGUGCCAGAAGUGUUCUGGACGACAUCAGGUUGCUGCAUUGCCUCCAUGCUGCCAAAUUACAGAGUGAACAGGAGUAUAAGAAGAGGUCCCAAGAAGUGUGGUCUCAGUACCAUCUGCCCAUGGACAUGGUGAACCUUGUCCAUGCCAGGAAAGCCCAGGCCUUAGCGAGUGAUCAAGAUUACAGACGGAGACUCCAUGAAUUUACAGCAGUCCCAGAAGACAUGAAGAUGAAGUGGGCCAAAAGAGCCCACAUGCUACAGAGUGAGCACCGCUAUAAAUCAGACCUGAACUUCAUGAAAGGAGUUGGUUGGAUGGCUCUAAGAUCUCCGCACAUAGAAAGUGUAAAGAAGGCUGGAGAGCUCAUCAGCGAGAUAAAGUACCGUCAGAAGCCAGGAAGUUUGAAGUUCACUGCUGUGGUUGACUCUCCAGAUUUGAUUCAUGCUAAAAACAGCUACCUCCAGUGCAGUGAUAGACUGUACAAGGCUGGAGACUCUGAAGCUAUGCACAGGUACACCCUGCCUCCUGACCAUCCAGAUUUUAUCCGAGCCCGCCAGAAUGCCCUUCACCUCAGUGAUAAAUUGUAUAAAACAUCUUGGGAACAGACAAGGGCAUCUGGCUAUGAUUUUAGGAUUGACGCCAUCCCAUUCCAGACAGCAAAGGCUUCAAGAGAGAUUGCUAGUGAUUACAAAUACAGAGAAGCCUUCCUGAGAGACAGAGGCCAGCGGAUUGGAUUCCUCAGUGCAAAUGAUGAUCCCAAAAUCAGGCAUGUCCUCAGAGUGGGGAAACUCCAGAGUGACAAUCAAUACAGGAGUGGAUAUGCCCAAAACAUGACCCAGUUCCAGAGUCACCUCAACCAGCCAGGAUUCCUCCAUGCUAUGAGAAGCCAGCAGCUUGCAAGCAAUGUUAACUACAAGCAGCCUUUUCACCAAUACACUUGUGAUCCUGAGCAGCUAAAUGUGAAGCAUGCAAAGCAGGCCUACAAGUUGCAGAGUGAUGUAAAAUACAAGUCUGACUUGAACUGGCUCAGAGGCAUUGGCUGGACUCCCCCAGGUUCUCACAAAGUCGAAAUGGCAAGAAGAGCCGCUGAGUUGGCAUACCUUCGGGAAAUGGCAUUGCAGGGUUCUUCUGCCCAGUAUGGAUACGGAGUUGACCAGCUGGGGACAGAAGGAUCUCAGCAGGCCACAGUCAACCCUGAUGCUUCAGAAAUUCUGCAAUUCAAGAGAAGAAGAAUGCAACUGUAUUAGAAGUAAACAGAAACAUGACAUAACAAAUAGAUUUUUAUCUUGUCCUGCAAAUCCUGUAGUUUUACUAGUUUUCUGGGAAGCACAAUAAAUGGUGUCUAAAAACUUCUUGUUUUAAAAAGCAACCUGAACAUUGCAAUUUGUAACUGAGCAUUUUAUUUUUGUGUGGAUACUCAGUGAUUUAUCACUGUAUGUAUUACAGAAUCUGAUAUUUAUUUGAAGCUGUAAAUGAAACUAUAAUACUAGGUGACUGGCAGGCUCAGCUUUGUACUACAGAUGGAUUAACCUGAUUGGUAGAAUAUAAAAUAAUUUGUAAUGAAUAAAUCAGAUGAACCUCA
Molecule: messenger RNA, 6190 nt
Organism: Pezoporus flaviventris
Lineage: Eukaryota; Metazoa; Chordata; Aves; Psittaciformes; Psittacidae
Gene: NRAP
Product: nebulin related anchoring protein
Exons: 42
Coding region: 651-5855 (1734 amino acids)
Biological process (GO): cardiac muscle thin filament assembly
Cellular component (GO): Z disc
Molecular function (GO): actin filament binding
Source: RefSeq, a predicted model, not a curated record